This is a messenger RNA of Polistes canadensis, 1025 nucleotides long. Its product is annotated as RNA polymerase II degradation factor 1-like. The coding region runs from base 56 to 991 and encodes 311 amino acids. Gene Ontology annotation, cellular component: extracellular matrix. Lineage: Eukaryota; Metazoa; Arthropoda; Insecta; Hymenoptera; Vespidae. The transcript is spliced from 2 exons. The record is from RefSeq and is a predicted model, not a curated record.
GCCACUGAUUUUACCCUGAGGCAUCAGUCUUCUGCCGAUCCUCUUGUGAACAAACAUGGCUGGCAAGUUCGUCGUAUUUUUGGGGUUGGCGGUGUUCGGGCAAUGCGCGCUGGUACCAGCAGCUAUACCAGCUGUAGCAGCUGUUCCUGCGGCAAGACUGGAAGAAUUUGAUGCAACACCACAGUAUAGCUUUGCCUAUGACGUCCAAGACACUUUGACGGGUGAUUCAAAGGCUCAAUACGAAACGAGAAACGGUGAUAUCGUUCAGGGAAGCUACAGUUUGAUCGAAGCUGACGGAACUCGGCGUAUCGUCGAAUACACGGCUGAUCCUGUAAACGGAUUCAAUGCCGUCGUUAGCAGGGAACCUGUAACUGCUUUGGCUGCUAUCGCAGCACCUUUCGUACCCUAUAGACCCGCUGUAUCACCUGCUGUGGCAGCUGCACCUUUACCUACACCGACUAUUCCUGCGACUGGUCCGGAUUCGGACGUUGAAGUUGUCGAAGCUAGAACAGGACCUCUGAAGAAUGCUCCGGCUCCUCGAGAUUUCGAAAUUCAGAAACAGCAAAGGCAACAGCAACUUGAACAGAUACGCCAGCAACAACAACGUCAGCAGGAACAGCAGCAACAACAGUUGGAGCAGCUCAGACAGAUACAGGAACAGCAAGAACAAACGCGCCGUCAAAUUCAACAGCAAGUCAGGCAACAGCAACAACAAGUACAAGACCAACAAGAUGAUCAGCAGGAGGAACAACAACAGAAGGAACAGCAAGAACAGCAGGAACAGAGAUCUACACCAGUUAGAGCUCUCGCCAGUCCGGUUCAGUUCCGAUUAGGGCAGACAGAGAAUAUUCAACGAGGAUUAGUCCAAUUACCGGCGGCAAGAGCUGUUGCUUCUUAUCCUACCUACUCUGCUUAUACGGCAGCAUACUCUUCGCCGUUUGCCUAUGCAGCACCCCUUGCCAGUUUAACCUAUGCACCUGCACUCCUCUAAAACAUAUACCGCCUAAUCUCAAUUUUUACACGAC